Messenger RNA from Pimephales promelas (fathead minnow), 1007 nucleotides. The record is from RefSeq and is a predicted model, not a curated record. NCBI's taxonomy places the organism in Eukaryota, Metazoa, Chordata, Actinopteri, Cypriniformes, Leuciscidae.
AUGCAAAUGAGCCCCGCGCCUCAGAUAGAAUUAUUUCUACUCUCAUGUAACACACACUCACCUGAACACACAGACGCAGAGAAGACGAAGCAGCAGCGCUGGAGAGAGGAGACGUUACUGGUGGAGAUCCAUCAGCUGGUGCAGAAGAGAGACUUCCUGGUGGAGGACGCAGAGGUCGAGCGGCGGAGGGAGCAGGAGGAGGAUAAAGAGAUGGCCGAGUUCCUCCGACAGAAGCUCAGCGGGAUACAGAGAGCUCCGAAACCACGAACAUCUGAAGCUCCCGCGAACAAGCCGUCCCUGAGCCGGAGCAGCGCGGCCCUCAUCAAAGACUGCUGCGGAGCCACUCAGUGCACAGUCAUGUGACCGCCCCCUCACGCUCCGUCAUAACCCGGUUAAGUCCAUUUGAUGAAUAUGUUAAUGCGUUUGGAUUUGUUCACUGGAGCAGUAAAAGACUGAGAUUCUGCAGCAUGUAAAACUCGCGCUUCGUUGCAGUCCGGAGGACCAGAAGAGCAGACGUGGGUGGAAACCAUAAAGGUCCGUUCACACCAAGAGCCAUAACUAUAAUCAUAACUAUAUGUUUUUGAACGGAAAUCAACACUUGCCAAGCGCCAAAUGAGAGUGAAAACCAGAUGAAACUCAAUCCGUAACAUUUGUUACGAGUUCCAACAAUGCAACGUUGUGAACGUUAACGAUUCUCGGGACACUCGACGAGCCAGCGCCGCAUCGUCGUGAACUUUUAAGCUUCGACAGUUAAAAUAUUCAAGCGCAAAGGAACUCAAACCGUUACGCUGGACGUUUAGUGCGCGCAGAAAGCCGCGUCUCAGAAAGCGUUUCACGUCCCCUUGUGCUUGAACGGACAAAUACACACAAAUGGUGUCAAAAUAUGCGAGUACGCUAGCAAACACAUGAGUAUGAGUAUCAGUAUACAGGUGACACUCGAAAAAUUAUAAUAUCGUGUAGGGAUGGGCAACGAUUAAUCGCAUCCAAAAUUAAAGUUUGUGUUUACA